UCAAACAUUACUGAAACAAUGAGAAUAAAAAAAAGUAAAACAAGGAAAUAAUCAGUAAAGAAAAAUGGCAAGAGGGCACAUUUCAUACCAAGUUCACCAAUAUAAUUUCCUUAUUCCCACGUGCUAUAAUUCCCAAAUAAACGGUCAUGGCACCAUAACAUGCAAAAACAAAAAUGCAGUAAAUAUUGUGGCUUUAGUCACAUGUUCAAAGAUUGCAAUAACGAUCUAUACUGUCAACGGCCAGACUUAUUGAAGUAUCAUUGGAAUGGUAAUCUAUUGGCAUUUCUGACUUGUAAGACCAUUACAUACCAUGAAUUUGGAGUUUUCCAAUGGUUGUAUGGUAGAUGGAAUGGUAGUUCAGGGGAACUCCACAUUCCAUUGAAGCUACAGAGUGUGGUGUUUAUCCUAUGGAGGGAUAAGCCUUUAGUGUUUUACAUGGCACUAUAGACACCUGGUCUCGGGGACAUAAGGGUGAUCCUCUAUAGGCCUUGUAAACAAGGGCACCACUGUGCUCUGUGCUGGGUCGGCACGGUCACGGGAGGCCGAGGCGCUUAUGUGGCACUUGUGCCGCAGUUCAGUACUAACUGUCGUCGAACAUGGGUGUUCGUGGGGGUUUAUCUUGGGUAGAUAUUCCUAAUUACGGUUAUAACAGUACUGAAUUCCGUGUGACUAUACGAAGUAGAUGAGACAUGGGUCUACAUCUCUUCGUACUCUCCAAGGGGAGAAUUUUGGACUCGUCAGGAGACGAGGAAUUUCAAUUGUAACAAUGGUGAGAAAAUAAAGAAGAAACAGAGGAACACUUAUUCCCCCAUUGUCCAAGAUUGAACUUGGAGUGGUAUUGCUGGAAGCUCUAAAGAAAAUCAAAAUCAGUAAUACAAAUGUAAAACUACCUGAUUACAGGAGAAGAUCUGCCAGGUGAUCAGAAGUUCUACAUAGAUAGGAUAGAAGAAGAAAGAAGAUUCAUGAGAAGUAUCCAGGGGAUAUAGACAAAGUGAGUCUGAAACCCUAUAAAAGAAGAAAGAAGAACAUAUUUUCUACCUUUGAUAUUUGUUACCACAGGGAGAGUCUAUGAUGUCAUCUCAAGGCAAAGACAAAGCUGUCUCAGUGCACGUAUCCAACCUCUCGCAGAACACUAGAGGACAGGAUUUGCAUGUUCUGUUCCGCCCCUUCGGAGACAUCAGACGUGUCUUCUUGGCCAAGGACAAGAAUACUGGCCAAUCCAAGGGCUUUGCUUUCAUCAAUUUCAAGAGACAGGAAGAUGCUGCUAAGGCUAUACAAGAUCUUAAUGGAUAUAGUUAUAACCAUCAGAUUCUGAGUGUUAAAUGGUCCAAAUCCGGUACCCAGAGAGACUAGCUAUGUCUUUAAAGGAUAUUCAGUGCUAUUAGGAGUAUGCUGUACCAUUAUUGGAAAUAUAACAUCUUUUGGUA
Molecule: messenger RNA, 1427 nt
Organism: Penaeus indicus
Lineage: Eukaryota; Metazoa; Arthropoda; Malacostraca; Decapoda; Penaeidae
Product: eukaryotic translation initiation factor 3 subunit G-like
Exons: 6
Coding region: 1069-1353 (94 amino acids)
Molecular function (GO): RNA binding
Source: RefSeq, a predicted model, not a curated record